AUGUUGACCCUCGGCAGUAUACUGUACAUCGCCCUCCUUCUCAUCAAUGCCAUGGCCGUACUGAGCGAGGACCGAUUUCUUGCAAGGAUUGGCUGGUCCUCGGCACCACCGCAGAAUGUGAAUGCUGGCUUUCAGCAACCUUACGACCAAACAGGGGGUUUCGGUGGAGGGCAGGAUGUUGGCGUGAAAGCGCGCAUAAUCAAUCUCAUUGGUGCAGUUCGAACGCUCAUGCGCAUACCACUGAUAGGACUAAAUCUUGUCGUUAUCAUAUAUGAACUCAUCCUCGGGGGCUAA
Messenger RNA from Heterobasidion irregulare TC 32-1, 294 nucleotides. RefSeq lists its product as uncharacterized. Lineage: Eukaryota; Fungi; Basidiomycota; Agaricomycetes; Russulales; Bondarzewiaceae. Gene Ontology annotation, biological process: endoplasmic reticulum to Golgi vesicle-mediated transport. The record is from RefSeq and is a predicted model, not a curated record. Gene Ontology annotation, cellular component: COPII-coated ER to Golgi transport vesicle; Golgi membrane; endoplasmic reticulum membrane. The transcript has 3 exons. The coding region runs from base 1 to 294 and encodes 97 amino acids.